Messenger RNA from Metschnikowia bicuspidata var. bicuspidata NRRL YB-4993, 3338 nucleotides. It is a transcript of the gene CYM1, whose product is annotated as Cym1p. Gene Ontology annotation, molecular function: metal ion binding. Gene Ontology annotation, cellular component: mitochondrial matrix. Bases 84 to 3212 code for a protein of 1042 amino acids. The record is from RefSeq and is a predicted model, not a curated record. NCBI's taxonomy places the organism in Eukaryota, Fungi, Ascomycota, Pichiomycetes, Serinales, Metschnikowiaceae. Gene Ontology annotation, biological process: protein processing. The transcript has a single exon.
UUCUUCCCGCCCCACCAAAAAAACACCAAAAAAACACCAAAAAAACACCAAAAAAACACCAAAAAAAACCCGGUAGCCAGCCCAUGUUCCGCGCCCACGCCCCGCCCGCCGCGGCCCGCGCCGCCGCGCGCACCCCGCGCCGCUGCUUGGCCGCCGCCGCGGCUCCCGCCGAGCCCCUGGCCUUGUAUCCGGCCGGCCUCUCUAUCCACGGCUUCACCGUCGAAACCUCCCAGAACGUGCCGGAAUUCUCGCUCGUGGCCGUGCGGUUGCGCCACGCACGCACGGGCCUGCAGCACGUGCACUUGCACGCGGCCGGCGACACCAACAACGUGUUUUCCGUGGCGUUCCGCACCAACGCGCCGGACGCCAGCGGCGUGCCGCACAUCUUGGAGCACACCACGCUCUGCGGCUCGCGGGCGUACCCGGUGCGCGACCCGUUCUUCAAGAUGCUCAGCCGCUCGCUCAGCAGCUUCAUGAACGCCAUGACGGGGCACGACUACACGUACUACCCGUUCGCCACCACCAACCGCGCGGACUUCGACAACCUCUUGGCCGUGUACCUCUCGGCGGUGUUCGAGCCCACGUUGGCGCCGGCGGACUUCCUGCAGGAGGGCUGGCGCCUCGAGCACGCGGACGUGGCGGACGCCGCCAGCCCGCUCCGCUUCAAGGGCGUGGUGUACAACGAGAUGAAGGGCCAGUGCCAGAGCGCCGCGUACUUGUUCUGGCUGCGCUUCCAGCAGGCCGUGUACCCGCAGCUCCACAACGCGGCCGGCGACCCCGCCGCCAUCGUGCGCUUGCGCCACGACGACUUGCUCGACUUCCACGCCGCCCACUACCACCCGUCCAACGCCAAGACCUUCACCUACGGCCACCUCCCGUUGGCGCCGACGCUCCGCAAGCUCGACGCGCAGUACGCGGGCUUCGGCAUGCGCGCGCGCCCGCUCGCCGUGCCUCAGCCCGUGUUCCGCGCCGCCGCCGCGGCCCGCGCCUGCUGCGUCGCCGGGCCGCCCGACGCCAUGUCCACCCGCCCGCUCGCGGAGCAGCUCAAGGCCUCCGUCACCUGGGACUUGGGCGACGCGCUCGACCCCGCGCGCGCCUACGACGUGUUCAAGUGGCGGGCGCUCGCGUCGUUGCUCUUCGACGGGCACAACGCGCCGUUCUACCGCCACUUAAUCGAGUCCGGCUACGCCGAGGACUUCCUGCCCAACUGCGGGCUCGACCAGACCACCGCGCUCCUCUCGUUCACCGUGGGCGCGGCCAGCCUCUCGCGCGCCCGCGCCGCGGCGCUCCCGGAGAAGGUGCGCGACAUCUUGCGCUCCCACGUGGUGCCGGAGCUCGCCAAGGGCCCCGCCAGCGCGUGGAACGCGCGCGUGCACGCCAUCGUCCACCAGCUGGAGUUGGGCUUCAAGCGGCACCGGCCCGACUUCGGCUUGGGCUUGCUCCACUCCGUGGUCCCGGCCUGGACCAACGGCAUGGACCCGCUCCAGCUCUUGCGCGUGCAGCCCGUGCUCGACCGCUUCAAGCAGGAGUACCGCGACCGCGGCCUCCGCAUGUUCCUGGACUUGGUCGAGCGCGUGCUCCUCGACCCGGCCACGCCCACCUUCCACUUCACCAUGGUGCCAAACGCGAACUACCACGACGAGCUCGCAGCGCAGGAGGACCGGGAGCUCGCCGCCCGCGUGCAGCUGCUCUCGUCCGACGACCGUGCGCUCAUCUUCGACCGCGGCCAGGCCUUGUUGCGCAAGCAGCAGCUGCCCGAGGACGUGUCCGUGUUGCCCACCUUGACCUUGCACGACAUCCCCCGCACGGGCGACCGCCACCACUUGGACUUCCGCAGGUCCGCGGGCACGGGCGCCAAGAUCCAGACCCGCGUCCGCGGCACCAACGGCUUGGUGUACGUGGCCGCCAAGAAGGACGUGGCCUUCCUCCCGCAGCCGCUCUACAAGUACCUCCCCUUGUUCACCGCGUGCUUGACCGACUUGGCCGGCACAGCCGCCACGCCCAUCUCCGACUUGGAGACGCGCAUCCAGCUGCUCACCGGCGGCAUCAGCUUCGCCGUGCGCGCCAACACGGACCCGUACGACUUGGGCAAGCCCACGCUCCAGCUCGUGCUCUCCGGCAUGGCCCUCAAGGAGAAUGCCGCCCACAUCUACGACUUGUGGCGCGAGAUCUUGCUCUCCACCACGCUCGCCGCGGACGACGCAGUGCUCGACAAGCUCACCACCUUGGUCAAGAACUUGGCCCAGAGCCAGGCAGACACCAUUGCCGACCGCGGCCAUUCGUACGCGAGCGCCCACUCCAACGCCCACUUGACGCCCACAAAGCACAUCAACGACCUUCUCUCGGGCGUGGGCCAGGUCCGCCUCGUCUUGGACAUGAACAAAAAGCUCGACCUGCGUGGCCGCGAGUACUUGAGCCUGGAGCUUCUCCCCAUUUUGCGGGAGAUCCAGACGCUUUUGACCCAGGGCUUCGUGGACCCGCAGAACAAGGGCUUCAGCUACAGCCUCGUGGGCGAGCUGAGCGCAGUGGCCCUGAACGAGCUGCUCGUCGACUCCUUCGACACGCACAUCUCCGCCAACUGCCGCCAGAUGCCCGACGUCCUCGGGUCCGUGGCCGCAGGCUUCCUGCCUAGCACGGUGCUGAGAACCGUGUUGAACAUGCCCUUCCAAGUGGGCUAUGCAUCGUUGGCCAAGCUCGGCGCUCCGUACGCCAGCAAGGACGGCGCCACGCUCCAGGCCUUAUCGCAGGUGAUGACGUUCAAGCACUUGCACUCGGUGAUCCGCGAGGCCAACGGCGCCUAUGGCGGCGGACUCAACUUCGACGGCCUGGGUGGCACGCUCAACUUUUACUCGUACCGCGACCCCAACGCCAUCAAAUCGGUGCAAGCGUUCGAGGCGAGUGCGCAGGCUGCCAGAUCCUACCUCGCCGACGGCCUGUGGGACGACAAGGCGUUGCAGGAGGCCAAGUUGGCCAUUUUCCAGAGCGUGGAUGCGCCUAGCCACGUCUCCAGCGAGGGCGCCGCGCUCUUCCUUGAUGGCAUCAGCGACGACAUGAGGCAGCAGAGAAGGGAGCGGUUUUUGGACGUGAGUGUCCAGGACCUCCAGGACGCCAACGAGAAGUACUUGGCCAAUGGCGCCAGCAACGUCUACACUGUGUUGGGCGAUGCGGACAUCUUGGGCGCAGGCGACGACUGGAGCGUCAAGUCCUUUUAGACUUGGCUGUUGGUGGACCUUGUACAUAGAAGUCUGGCUUGCAGGCCGUUGAGUUUCGGCUUGCCCGCGCCAGUGACGCUUGUUUAUACAAUUAUAGAGUUCAAACAGGAUGUGGGCGGCGUGACA